This is a messenger RNA of Oppiella nova, 2576 nucleotides long. NCBI's taxonomy places the organism in Eukaryota, Metazoa, Arthropoda, Arachnida, Sarcoptiformes, Oppiidae. The record is from the annotation of a GenBank genome assembly.
CUUUUCUAUAGAUUAAAAGCCAUAGGAAUCAAGAAUUAGAACAUGAAAAUGGUUGGUCUGAAUGGAGUGAAUGGUCGAUCUGUUCCCGGAGUUGUGACGGAGGGGUCAGUGUUUCGCUUAGAAAAUGCAAUCAUAAGAAGGGAUGUAUCGAAGGGAGUGCUGAAAGGCAUAAAAUCUGUAAUAUGCAGCCCUGUCCAAGCGAUGUAGACUUCCGAGGGACUCAAUGCUCUCAAUAUAACAAUAAGCCGUAUAGAGAAAGACGAUAUGAAUGGUUGCCAUAUUUGGAUCCAUUAGACUCGUGUAGUCUUACCUGUAGAUCAAAAGUAUUCAAUUUUGUGGCCAAACUCUCGCCCAAAGUGGAAGACGGCACCCGUUGUAGGGCUGGAUCUCUCGAUAUGUGUGUCUCCGGAAAAUGUUUGUCAGUUGGAUGUGAUUUGGUAUUGGGUUCGGAUAACAAAGUGGACGGCUGUGGCAUAUGUGGUGGUGACGGCACCUCAUGCAGUCAUCCCACUUACAUCUGGUCAGAGACUAACUACUCUCCCUGUUCUGUGUCAUGCGGUAGAGGCUAUCAGAUGUCACAACCGAUUUGUAUGAAUAAAGAGGCCAACGAAGAGGUCGAUGAGAUCUUAUGCGACCCCACAUCACGUCCGCGGCCGCACAUCAAUGAAUGCAACGUCCAGAAGUGCCCGCCCUUUUGGAUUAUAGAGUCGUGGUGUGCCUGUAGUCGCCGGUGUGGUGGAGGCAAACAGACACGAGAUGUGUAUUGCGUUCAGGAUGUGGUAAAUGGCACUCGACUUAAAGUGUCUGAUAGCGAGUGUCUCAAACAAAAGCCUAUAACCGAGAAGUCAUGUAAUAUACAGGAGUGCCCGCAAUGUGUUCUGCCACUUGUGAGCCAGCAUUUCAAGUCCGAGCUGUGGUUUGUCGAGACGUUCGCGGAUUUUAUAGAUUCUAAUGAGAACUCACAGGAAGACUCUCCCGGAGCGCCCCAUCACUCGCAACGGUUGCAUAGAGUGACCAAUCCUUCCAUAUCAACGGAACCCAAUUAUAUAGUGGGCGAGUGGUCCACAUGUAGUACCUCGUGUGGGAACGGCAUUAAAAAGCGAAGCGUUGACUGCAAGAUAUUUUUGGAGUUUUCCCGGAGUGUCGUCCGAUUACCAGACUCUCAGUGUUCAGGUGUUAAGCCAAAAGAGAUUGAGAGCUGUUUCUUAAAGGACUGUCAAGUUAUUCAAGAGGACGACGAGGAUAUGGAUGAUGCGGAUGAGGACGAAGACGACGACAGCGAUAAUCAUAUAAUAAGCACUGGAAUCGAGAAACCGACGAAUAAACUGAUUCCGCUCUCAAAGAUAGGCAUUGAAACCAAAUUCUUUUGGAAGAGUUCGGGUUUUACUGAAUGUUCGGCCACUUGUUUAGGCGGCACUCAGGAGUCGAUAAUACUUUGUGUCAGAGAUACGGACCAAUCAACAGUGAAUCCAUAUUUAUGUGACAUAAAUAAAAAACCGGAUUCAUUCACGCGGACCUGUAAUGAUCAUCCAUGUCCACCCAGGUGGAAUGUGUCAGAGUAUGGUAUAAAGGACUGUCAAGUUAUUCAAGAGGACGACGAGGAUAUGGAUGAUGCGGAUGAGGACGAAGACGACGACAGCGAUAAUCAUAUAAUAAGCACUGGAAUCGAGAAACCGACGAAUAAACUGAUUCCUCUCUCAAAGAUAGGCAUUGAAACCAAAUUCUUUUGGAAGAGUUCGGGUUUUACUGAAUGUUCAGCCACUUGUUUAGGAGGCACUCAGGAGUCGAUAAUACUUUGUGUCAGAGAUACAGACCAAUCAACAGUGAAUCCAUAUUUAUGUGACAUAAAUAAAAAACCGGAUUCAUUCACGCGAACCUGUAAUGAUCAUCCAUGUCCACCCAGGUGGAAUGUGUCAGAGUAUGGUAUUUGUUCCAAAGAGUGCGGAGGAGGAGUACAGAUACGAGAAGUCCAUUGCGUUCAUGAGGUGACCAGAGGUACGGCCAACACAAUCGUUGUGGCCAACCAUCUCUGCAAGGAAGCCAUGCCUAAGACUAAACAGUUCUGCAAUGUUGUCGACUGUCAGCCCAAAUGGGAGGCCCAACACUGGACUCAAUGUUCGCGAAGUUGUGGCGGAGGAGUGAAAACAAGGAAAUUGAAAUGCAUUAAAGAGUUAGCUUUCGGACAGAUAGUGGAGCAGUCGGUCGCUAAGUGUCCCAAAAAGCGUCCGAAAGCUAUAAAGACAUUGAACGGAGAGGCUAUUGUGAUGUCGGGAACUAUUCUUCGGUUGCGAUGCCCUCGACAUAAGUCCAACAAAGACUUAAAUCACAUCCAAUGGUUGAAAAACAACGCAAACAUAAUGUUUGGACAUAAAAUAAAAAUGACGGCAAAGAAUGUCCUCCGCAUCAAAAGCGCAGACAUUUCCGAUUCCGGUGUCUAUUCUUGCAGUUGGGAUAAUAAGACGAUUCAUAAAAUUGAUCUCAAAAUAAAACAUAUGUCGACAUCGGAUGAGGACAGGACUGUUGAGAGACAUAACUUUGGUCCAAAUAAUUAUGAUUUAAAUAUCGUGGCACUCUAA